Messenger RNA from Anolis carolinensis (green anole), 6334 nucleotides. RefSeq names its product kinesin family member 15 (gene kif15). Gene Ontology annotation, molecular function: microtubule binding; ATP binding; microtubule motor activity. The transcript is spliced from 35 exons. Gene Ontology annotation, biological process: microtubule-based movement. The coding region runs from base 127 to 4302 and encodes 1391 amino acids. NCBI's taxonomy places the organism in Eukaryota, Metazoa, Chordata, Lepidosauria, Squamata, Anolidae. The record is from RefSeq and is a predicted model, not a curated record.
UGGCUUCAGCGCGGCGACGCCGGGCACUUAUUUAGCGCCAAAUUCAAAACGGGCGCCAUUUCCGGAAAGGAAUCCAGUCCUUUUCGGAGGGGAAGCCGAAAGGGGGAAGGAAAGCCCGGGCAAGGAAUGGCCCCUGGGGCGAAGGGUGAUUCAGGAGACAUGGCUUCAGUUCAAUCAAGUACUGAAGGCGAUGCUAUCAAGGUUUAUGUCAGAGUGCGUCCUCCUUCUGAAGAAACUGCCCAUGUCAAUGGGGAUCGUAGCAUGUGUUUAUCUGUCCUUUCAACAAACACCAUCCGUUUACAUUCAAAACCUGAACCUAAGAUCUUCACCUUUGAUCAUGUGGCAGAUGUAAAUACAACACAGGAAUCGGUGUUCUCAAGUGUGGCAAAAAAUAUAGUGGAAUCAUGCAUGAACGGCUACAAUGGAACCAUUUUUGCAUAUGGUCAGACUGGUUCAGGGAAAACAUUCACUAUGAUGGGACCUCCUGAUUCCGAUAACUUUACACAUAACCUGAGAGGUGUGAUACCACGAAGCUUUGAAUAUUUGUUUUUUCUAAUUGAACAUGAAAAAGAAAAGGCUGGUACUGGCAAGAGUUUUCUCUGCAAGUGCUCGUUUAUUGAGAUCUACAAUGAACAGAUAUUUGACUUGCUGGAUUCUGCUUCAGCAGGACUUUUUCUCAGGGAGCACAUCACAAAAGGAGUCUUCGUUGUUGGUGCAGUGGAACAAGUGUUGACCUCAGCUGCUGAAGCUUAUCAAGUGUUAACAAUGGGAUGGAGAAAUCGUCGUGUGGCAUCUACCUCAAUGAAUAGGGAAUCCUCAAGGUCACAUGCUGUCUUCACUAUCAUAAUAGAAUCAAUAGAGAAGAACAAUGAAAUUACAAAUAUCCGAUCCUCUCAGCUCAAUUUGGUGGAUUUGGCUGGAUCGGAGAGACAAAAAGAUACUCAUGCCGAAGGAGCUAGAUUAAAGGAAGCGGGGAACAUCAACCGAUCCUUAAGUUGCCUCGGGCAAGUAAUCACUGCACUCGUUGAUGUGGGCAAUGGAAAGCAGAGGCACAUUUGUUACAGAGACUCCAGGCUCACUUUCCUGCUUCGGGAUUCACUUGGAGGUAAUGCUAAAACAAGCAUCAUAGCAAAUGUUCAUCCAGGAUCCAGAUGUUUUGGUGAAACCUUGUCAACUCUGAACUUUGCUCAAAGGGCAAAACUGAUUAAAAACAAGGCUGUAAUAAAUGAAGACACACAAGGAAAUGUAAGACAGUUACAAUCUGAAGUGAAGAAACUGAAAGAGCAACUUGCUUUGCUUGCUGCAGGGCAGCUUGUGCAUGAAGCCCCGCUUCCUUCAGGUACUAUCGCACAUGAUGGGGGAAGUACAGAUUACAAAAGCCAUUUCCUUGAUGCCAUGCUGUUCUUAGAAAAAUCUGAAAGUGAAAGAAAGAUACUGUUAGAAAAGAUUUCCCAACUAGAAGAUCUAUGUGUCAAAAAAGAAAAGUUCAUUCAGUCCAAUAAGAUGAUAAUUAAAUUCCGAGAAGGUCAUAUAACUCGCCUAGAAAAACUGCACAAAGAAGCUUAUGGUAGCUUUUUGGUCACGGAGCAAGAAGAGAUGUUCAGGGAACUGAAAGAGGAGCUGAAGAUUCUCAAGGACCAGGUAGAACAGCAUCCAAGGGUUGCAAAAUAUGCCAUGGAGAACAAUAUUCUCAGAGAAGAGAACAAACAACUUCGCUCCUUACAAUCUGUGAAAAGAGCCCAGGAAAUGGAUAUUCAAACCAUAGCAGAACUGGAAAAAAUAUUCUUUGAUGUUUCAGGUAGAGAGGGCAAUAACAAAGCUGGACAGCAGGCAUGUUCUAUUACUGUGUCAGUAGAUAGCAAUACUGCAGUGUCUAUUGAAAGGCUGAAAGAACGUUUGCUGCAUACACAGAGCGAACUGGCAAGUUGCAAACAAGAACACGAAGAAUUCAAGGAGCUGACAAAGAAAAAACAAAUGGAACUAGAAUCAGAACUUCAGUCUGUACAGAAGGCAAACCAGCAUCUUGAAAAAAUUUUGGAAGCAACUAAGGCCUGCAAACGACAGGAGGUUUCUUACCUUAAUAAAAUGCACAGAGAAACUUUAAAGAACAUAACUACUCCAACAAAGGCUUACCAGCUCCGGUCUAGAUUAGUGCCACGAUCAACCCCAGAAAUGUUGAACCAGGAAUCUCCCCCAAGUUCCACAGAGGUUGUGGAUGACAUUUUUAAUGAGCCUAUGCCUCCAGAGAUGAAUGAGCAAGCCUGUGAAGCUAUUGCAGAAGAGUUGGGAGUGGUGCAGAAAGAGUUAAGUGCUCUUCAGAUCAAACUAGACGCAGAAGAAACUAAAAGUAUAAAACUUCAGCAGCAUAUUAAUAAGCUAGAGCACCAUUCUUUACAAAUGGAAGAGCUUUUUGCCUCAGAAAGAAGUGAGUGGCUAUCUGGAAAACACAAGCUUCUUGAAAAGAUUGGCUGUCUUGAACAGAAAUACCAGGAUACUCAGAACCAGGCUGACAUAUUAAAGAAUGAAGUUCAUGACUUGCGAAUUGUCCUGCAGUCUGCAGAUAAGGAAUUGUCUGCUGCAAAAACAAAGUAUGACACCUUUAGAAGAAAUCAGGAGAAGGAAAUUGGAGAACUUUCUGUCAGACAUAUGAAUUUACAACUGCAACUUGAUAAUGUCAGGCUAGAAUAUGAAAAAGUCCUUGAAGAAAAAACAAGCCUGCAAGAUGAUUAUGAUAAUCUCCAGGAAACACUGAAAUUUGACACGGACCAACUGACACAGCAGGUUUUUGACAGCAAGCAGGAAAAUGAAGCAUUGAAAGCUGAUCUUCAGAGUUUGAUGGCACUGUUAGAAAGUGAAAAAGAACACAAUCAGAAAUUAUCCAUGCAGUUGCAAAAGGAUAAACAGAAUAAUUCCAGGGAGCACCUGAAAGAUCUUCAAAUCUUGGAGCUAGAGAAACAGUCCUCUGAAAUGAUAUCAAGAUGUGAGGAGCAGGAAGCAAAAAUGCUGAAACUGGAACAAAGCUUAGCUGCUGCUGAAGAAUGCAUUGCUUCCCUGCAGAAAACAAAUGCUGCUGAAAAGGAUGUUGUAUCAGACCUGAUGAGGCAGAUUACGGAUAUGAGAACAUCUGUCUGUCAGAAGAUGGAAUGCAUAGAAGUACUCACAAGUGAGCUGGAAGACCUAAAACAUAAGUACACUUCCGCUUUGGUUGCAAAGGAAGAAAGCAAAACAAUUAUAGAAGACCAAAAGAAACAAAUUGAAGAUUUGAGAGAGGCCUUGGAGAGGGCACAAGCAACUGACAGCAUUGAGAAAGAGAUUCUUUCUGAAGAAUUGCAUCAUACCUCUGAGCAGCUAAGCAGGUUAACAGAAGCUUCUAAAAAUCAUGCAGCACUUCUCCAAUCUGCACAAGAAGAUAUAAUUAGGAAAGAAAUAUUAAUUCAAGAACUUCAGGAGCAGCUGAGCAAAAAGACAGAAGAACUGGAACACAGGAGGAUUGAAUAUGAAUCUAAAGUGCGCCAGUUAGAUUAUGUUAUGGAUUCUGCUGCUGUAGCACUUCCACAGACUCCCCAAACUCCACCCUACUUUGAUGGAAAUCUUGCAAGGCUAUUAGAAACACAUGAGGAAGAGAUAGCAAACCAGAGAGCAUCCACAAUUACCCUAGAAUGUCUUGUUACAGAGUUAAAUAAAGAAAGAGAUGCUAAAAAUGAUGAAAUUCUAAGACUAAAGACUCAGCUAUGUGAUUUGGAAAAUAUGCGUCUGGAAAUGCAGGUAUUAAUGGAAAAUAACAGAAAUCUCCAGAGCCAACUUGAAGAAUCCAGAAGAGGAAGGAAUAUCAGUGGGGCAAACAAUCCUGAUAUCCAAGACCUGAGAGAAAAAGAGAAAGAAUUAACUGAAGAGAGACUGGCAAAGAAUAAACUUGAGCAAGAACUGCUGAAAGUCACAUCAGAGUUACAAAAAACUAGAGGAAACCUUGAAAUUAAGGAGCUUACCUUUCAGGAAAUUAUUCAAGAGAUGGAACGAUUAAAAGCUUUAGAGUCAACGGCAUUUGAAGAGAAACAGCAGAUGAGAUCAAAACUAGAGGAAGCAUGUGAAGAAAGAAUUAAAAUGGAAAUGGAGAUGUCCCUUCUAAGGAAACAGAUUGAGAACCUGGCUGAGGAGAAUGGAAAACUGGUUGGUCACCAAAAUGUAAAUCAGAAGAUCCAAUAUCUUGUGAAACUGAAGAAAGAACAUGCUAAACUGAUGGAGGAAGUAGAUGUUCUUCGUGCUGAAAUUGCCUGUUUGAAAGGGAAAAGUCAAGAAUCAUAAUUUACUGCACCAGUAAAUAAGUGUUGAUAUUAGCAAUAUCCACAAACAAACAGUACUUAAUGUUAGUCCCAUUAACCAAAAUAUCUCCUUGUUCAAGUUAGCAAGCAUCGAUCAGAUGGAUGGAUCUUCUGUGUCUUGCUGUGCUGUGCUGACAAAUCAGUCCUAAUCACAUAUGUACUGUGCCACUUUUCAGCACAACUAUCUCCCCUGCCUCCCAAACUGGAUUGGUACAGGGUGAUUCCUGUAAAGUUCAAGCUAAAACCCAGGGGUUGAUGCAGCACCCUAUUAAAAUGGGACAUAAACUUCCAGCACUUCCUCUCUUUCUAAGAAGGCACAGAAUGAACUCAUUUGGGAUUAAAUAAUACCUCUAAUGUGUUUUCUACCAUGUAUAUAUGUUCAGUGUUCAAGUAAUAUAUCUUAAGACUAUGAAUUAAUUCAUCUUUGUAUUACUCAAUAAUGUUUUGUACAAGAAAGUUUUUGGUGUUUUUUUAAAAAGAUAUUUCUAUCAAUUACACAUCAAGGCAGUCUCUUACCUGUUAAUAUGAACAGUGUGAUUUUGAUAUCCUAGACUUCCUUCAUUUUAGCUAGUUCCUGUCUUUGGGAAUUAUCCUCUUCCUUAGCCUAAUGCUGUUGAACAUUGAUGUUAGCACUGUGAUCCAGCCUCAAGUCACAUUCAUGUAUGGGAAUCAGUUAAUUCCACAAGACUUCCUCAUUAAUAUUGAAAUAGACAUGACUUCCAAAUACUGAACUGUUAGCAUUUAAUAAAUAAAAAACAUAAGGGAGAUGUUUUGUGAUUUACAAUUAAACUAGCUCUUGUGCAAUUUUUUUUAUUUAUUUUUUGAUAAGACCACACUUUAAGUGCAGGCUGGUCUGUAGUUCAUUGGGUAUGAUGAGUGCUGGCAUUUCUGUUGCAACAGGUUAUAUGGUGCCAAAUUGUCAAAUGUCCCAAAUUGUAAAAUUGCAAGGUUUAAGUGUUUUUCCACUCUUCUGUGCCUUUUUAAAUUUCCACUUUACUCUAAAUGUGGUGUUUGAAUUGGCAAAUGGAUUGGGCUGAUCCCAAAACAUGGCUGGAUAUGAAAUAUUACAUUGAAUUUUCCGCUUUCCUUAUAGUUAAAAAGGAAGCUGAAAAUACUGGUCUAUGACCGAAAACUUUGACCAAAAGGGAAACAUUGUUGACUUUUUUAUUAUGAGGAUGAACCCCAAAGUGCAACUUUUUAUGGCAGCUAUAAGAACUCAGGGGUAGGAGAAGUUACCCAUAUUAGGCAUUCUAUCAAGGACAACCUAUACAAGAUUUUGUACCUAAAUGAACCAGUAUUUAUUUCUUUCAAAACAGUUGCUGUCUAAAGAUCUUUAAUUGCUCGUUCGUGCAUAUAGCCUACCACACUCUAUGCAAUUUUCAUAAAAGCUUCAUUCUUUUCUUUAUUUACUGAAUAUGUACAGAGAGAGAAGUCCCAUCUGCAGUACCCAUCGAUUCAAAUAAAACUUGCUCUUGGUAAAUAAACAUUGUCUUUAUUUAUAGACAAUAAUAGACCAUAAACUCCUGUAAACCUAUUUCCCUUUGUUUUUCUAAAGAAUUGUUAAUAUUGAAGAAUACUUAACUAUCCACUAUAAGAUAAUUGUUCAAGUCAAUAACUUUCCACAGUUUCAGAACACAUCCAGUGCUAUCGAGCCAAGAGCUGUGAUUUUUUAACAACAAAAAUGCACACAUCUAGCACAUGUUCUGUACCCAACAGUUGUUUGGUGCUUCUGUGGUGUGAUUUCAUAAAUUUAAAUAGGUUCACGCGUUGAAUAUUUUGUUUUCUUCCCAAGCCGCCAUCUUCCCAUUGCCCAAUCCAUUUACACACUAUUUGCAGAUUCUUCUGUAAUGAUUUAUCUUGCCACAGUGUAUCAUUCACUUGUGUAUUCUUUUAGACAGAUACUUGAAAACUGCAAAAAAGUUACCAAACAUUGCUAUGUACAAAACAGCAGUCUGUCCUUUAUGUGAGGUCUUAACAAUUGUAUAAAUAAAUGAAUUUAUACUUUUUCAAGUUCA